UUCUUGGCAGUCUUGGCCUCUCCUUUUUGCUGUUGCUGGAGUUCCCUUGGGAAGAUUUCAGUUUAAAGCAUCUAGCAGCUCACUCUCUGUAAAGCAGACUGGGAUGUUGUUUAGGAAAAUGCUCUUUAACUGAACAAACAGAAAAAAAUUUUUGAGUUAACCAUAACUGUGACUUGGAGCUGCAAAUUACAUAUCACCUCUGGAGCCAGAUAAAGAACAUCUGGACAGCAAACACUCCACAGAGAGGCUUAAAGAAGAGCAGACGGCAGUGUGAGCAGUCAGAGGUUUCUCAGCGUUUGAGUCCAUGAUGAAGUCAGCCCUCGCUCUCCAGGCACUGCCCGUGCUGUUGCUGCUGGCCGGUGCGGCCCGUGCCCAGCCCAACUACAUCCACGAGGAAGAGUGGGUCAACACAUGGCGGCAGGGCUUUAACUUCCAGUGCCCACAUGGCGAAGCAUUAGUGGCCAUCAGGAGCUACUUCAGUGAGACAGAGGGCUCGGACCGCCUGUGGAGUUUCGAGUGCCAGCCGACGCCCUCCAGCCUGGGGGAGCCCACCGAGUGCUGGUGGGAUGAUAUCAAUCGCGCUGGAAUGGAGUGGUCCUCCUCGUGUACAAAUAAUGGGCUGGUGGCUGGAAUACAGAGUCAGUACUUUCCCUCAGUGCUGGACCGGGAGUGGCAGUUCUACUGCUGCCGCUACAGCCGCAGGUGCCCCUACUCCUGCUGGAAGACCACCGAUGUUCCAGAAUACUACAGGGAAGAGGGCGAAAUGGUCAUUCCCUCCUAUGGCUACUUCAUCAGGGGGGCUCAGACCACCUUCAGCGGUGUGCUCAGGGAUCGGCAGUGGAAGUACAUUGUGUGCAGGAUGACAGAUUUUGAUUGUGAAUUUCAGAACUUCUGAAGCGACCCCCAAAGUCUGUAAAGCACCAAACUUUUCAAGUGCACCUAGCCAUAUAUACUCUCCCCUCACAUUUAAUGUACAUACAACUUUAUAAUAAAUUACCCAAUUCAUUCCUUUAUCACUUUAAAAUUUGUGCACUGUAUACAUUUUAAGCUCCUAUGUCAUCAUUUUUUCAUUGUAUGUAAUCCUGCAUGAUUCUGUUCAUUUUGCAUCUACGGAACUGUGCAAAACUCAGAGACCCUCCCUCAUUUUUUAAAUCACCAUUAAAUAAAAGUCAUUCAUUUCUCUGCGUCAGGAAUUCCAUUCGUUUUCGGAGACUCAUUUAAUUUUUUCACAGAAAUCAGAGAUGUUUAUCCACAUCUCAAAAGUUCACUCAUAAAUUGGUUUCAUUUUCUGUCUCUCACAAUCCAAGUAAUCCCAAACACAUUCAGAAACACUGAGGUCUGGGGUGAUCAGUCCAUCUGAGAACAUCAGCAGCUUCUAUGUUUGAUUUGCUAAUUUUCUUCUUUUUUGUCUCUUUCUUUUUCUCACUAGAGGCUUGUUGAGAGACUUUUGCACAGUACUGUACAUAAUCCAUGUGACAUCAGCAUAAAAAUGCUAAAAUCUGAGAAAUUUACAUUCAAUCAUUUCUCUAUCUGCAUUUUUGCUGAUUUUCUUAUACACUCUUAAUGCCUUUUAUCCCAAACUAAGGCCCAAUCCCAUUUCACCCCUAUGAUGCCCUAAAUGUAAUUAAACACCAGCAGCAAGGUUGCUGAAUUUUAUUGCUCCUCUGUUAUCACUGCAGACUGGCAGGGUUGCCUACAGAGCACCGCUAGUAGCUUGUAAAUGUAGUAAUGUCCUUUUUUAUUUGAGGGUUGUCCCAUUUCGUAGGGGAAGAUUUCAACCACUACCCCUAGUAACUCAGUUCCAAGGGGCAAGGUGACACUCGAAAACAAGGGGUAGGGGUAAAAAUAAGAAAUGGGAUUGGGCCUAAGAUUGAGCCUUAGCUUAGACUAAGAAGAAUUUCCAGUGGUGGUUCACUACUGGCACUGCAGGUUAUGCUAAAACCUGGCUUAAUCAAUGUUUAGGAAUUGACUCUUUAUGUAACACUUUAUGCAAAUAUGCCAAAGAAAAAUAAUGUAUAUUGCAAAGAAGAAGUAGGCCUGACACCUCUAGCAUCCAUCUUGGCAAAGAUACACCCUAAGCUUUGUUAUAUUUUGUAUCAAAUGUUUAAGGUGACUGGAAAAGAACUAAUAAAGCAACUUUUUUAUUGGA
Molecule: messenger RNA, 2149 nt
Organism: Colossoma macropomum (tambaqui)
Lineage: Eukaryota; Metazoa; Chordata; Actinopteri; Characiformes; Serrasalmidae
Gene: dpt
Product: dermatopontin
Exons: 4
Coding region: 305-895 (196 amino acids)
Biological process (GO): collagen fibril organization
Cellular component (GO): extracellular matrix
Molecular function (GO): extracellular matrix structural constituent
Source: RefSeq, a predicted model, not a curated record